Messenger RNA from Prunus dulcis (almond), 1905 nucleotides. Its product is annotated as disease resistance protein RUN1-like. NCBI's taxonomy places the organism in Eukaryota, Viridiplantae, Streptophyta, Magnoliopsida, Rosales, Rosaceae. Gene Ontology annotation, molecular function: ADP binding. Gene Ontology annotation, biological process: defense response; signal transduction. The record is from RefSeq and is a predicted model, not a curated record. The transcript has 4 exons. Bases 1 to 1905 code for a protein of 634 amino acids.
AUGGCUCUUGUGAGCGCAGCCGAUCCACAAACCUCCUAUGUUUCCAGUACUUCUGGAUAUUGUCGUUAUCACGUGUUCCUGAGUUUCAGAGGCCAAGACACUCGCAAGACUUUCACUGACCACCUCUACACGGCCCUUGUCAACGCCGGAUUUCGCACUUUCCGAGACUACGAUGAAGUCCAGAGAGGAGAAGGUAUCAAGCUCGAACUGCAGAAAGCAAUCAAACACUCACGAACUUCUGUCAUUGUGUUCUCGAAAGACUACGCGUCAUCCAGAUGGUGCCUUGACGAGCUGGUGAUGAUCCUUGAACGCAAGAGAAAGACCUCAAAUGACCAUGUCGUUUUGCCUGUCUUCUACGAUGUGUAUCCAUCCCAUGUAAAGAAGCAGACAGGAAGUCUUGCAAAGGCAUUUGCUGGACACCAAAAAACUCAACCGCUGCCGAAGGUGAAGGCAUGGAGAGAGGCACUUGCAGAGGUUGCAGAUCUGGCAGGGAUGGUCUUGCAAAAUCAAGCUCAUGGGUAUGAGUCAAAGUUCAUCAAGAAAAUAGUUAAAGUGAUUGGAGACAAACUAAGUCGCACACCAUUGAGUGUUGCUCCCAACUUGGUUGGAAUGCAUUCAGGAGUCGAAAGAAUUAAUUUCUGGUUACAACGGAGGUCAACUGAUGUUGGCAUACUUGUAAUCUAUGGGAUGAGUGGAAUAGGGAAAACAACCAUCGCAAAGACUGUUUACAAUUCAAACUUUAGAAUAUUUGAAGGAAGCAGCUUCCUUGAAAAUAUCAAAGAAGUUUCACAGCAACCCAAUGGCUUAGUUCAAAUACAAACACAACUUCUUUCUGAUAUUUUGAAUGGAAGAAAAAUGAAAAUAAGCAAUAUCAGUGAGGGAUUAAUUAAGAUUGAAGAUGCAAUAAGCUCUAAAAGGGUUCUUCUUGUUCUCGAUGAUGUGGAUCAUAUGGACCAAUUAGAUGCAGUAUUUCAAGUGAGAGAUCGAUUUUAUCCAGGAAGUAAAAUCAUCAUAACAACUAGGCGUGCAAGAUUGUUAAAGGCUCAUCAAAUUACUGAGGUGUAUGCAGUUGGAACUUUGACUCAAAAAGAAUCAUUGGAGCUCUUCAGUUGGCACGCUUUUGGCCAAGACCAUCCUGUUGAAGAUUACAAAGAAUAUUCAGAGAAGCUAGUCGAUCAUUGCGGAGGACUUCCAUUAGCUCUCAAAGUUUUAGGUUCUUCUUUGUUGGGGGAAAGUGUAUGUCUAUGGAAAAGUGCAUUGGAGAAGUUAGAAGUUAUUCCAAAUGGUGAAAUAAUAAAUAAACUAAGAGUAAGCUAUGACUGUUUGCAAGAUGACCAUGACCAAAAAUUAUUCCUCCACAUUGCUUGUUUCUUUAUCGGAAUGGACAAAGAUUACAUUGCUAAAAUACUAGAUGGAUGUGAUUUCUAUACAAUUGUUGGCAUUCAAAAUCUCAUCGAUAGAUGUUUGGUGAUUAUUGAUGGAUGGGACAAGGUGCAGAUGCAUGACCUGAUUCGUGGAAUGGGAAGAGAAAUUGUUCGCCUAGAAUCAAAGGAGCCUUGGAAGCGUAGUAGAGUAUGGCAUCAUAAGGACUCUUUCAAAAUCUUGACGGAAAAGAAUGGUACGAAAACAAUUGAAGGUCUUGUCCUCGACAUGCACAUGUGCCCUACUAUAAACUCAAAUGAGAAAGUCUUGGAAACCAAUGCAUUUUCACGGAUGCAGGAACUAAAACUACUCCAUCUUAGUCAUGUAAAACUCUGCGGAUGUUACGCAAAAUUUUGUAGUGGACUAAGAUGGUUGUGUUGGCUUGAAUUUCCUUUAGAUUCUAUACCCGUUGAUUUUCCUUUGGGAAGCAUUAUUGUUCUUGAAAUGCAAUACAGCGUAUCUUCCGUCCUUGAAGACCCUUGA